Canis lupus familiaris (dog) is the source of this 672-nucleotide messenger RNA. It is a transcript of the gene SPMIP11, whose product is annotated as testis expressed 49. Lineage: Eukaryota; Metazoa; Chordata; Mammalia; Carnivora; Canidae. Bases 74 to 469 code for a protein of 131 amino acids. The record is from RefSeq and is a predicted model, not a curated record. The transcript is spliced from 4 exons.
UUGCCAUGGUUACCAAACACAGAGUCCAGUGCUCCAGCCUGAACAUUCCAGAAGAAGACAGGGAGGAGCUGAGAUGGCCUUCUUCAACUUGUAUCUGUUGGGAUAUCAAAAUUCCUUUCGGAACAAGAAAAGGGACACAACUGAAGAAGCAAACCAGAAGGAACCAGUGUCCACUAGGCUUCCACCUAUUAUCUCAGAAGAUGGGAAUUAUUCCGUGCACCAGAAUAGCCAUACAAAGUACCAUGAAGCUGUAAAGAAGGUGCUGUUAAAGACGUUUCCCAAUCAGGUCUUCAGAGUCCCCUUAACGGAUGCUCAGAACUUCAGCUUCUGGCGGUCCCAUGGUCCAGGAGUGCGUCCAGAGGAAACCAUGCCAUGGAUCCGAAGCCCCCGCCACUGUCUCAUUAAAAGCCCAAUGACCAGGUUUAUGGAUCACUCUGUUCUUAGUGACAGGCACUUCAGUCUGUACUGAGCAGGAUGUGUUUGCAGAAGGGCCAAGAUGGACUGUGGAAGCAGGGCAAAGAAGGAGAAAGUGGGAGAAGGUGUCCUGGUUCCACUGAAGGACUAAUGGGAGGAGGGGAUCCCAAAAGCAGAGUAAACAGAUUGGACUAGAAGUCACUUGUAUGUACCGGAAGGAGGGGGGAUUAUUCCAAUGCCCAAAUUCCUGUGAGAUCA